CUGGGCAAAUGCCAUCUGCUGAUGAAUACCAUGCGGCCCCCUCGAAAGCUCUGGAACAAGUGUUUAUAGGUCUGAUGCACUGGAUCAACAUGGCUGCUCGCACCAGCAGAGGGACCGGAUUCUUCAGGACCCUCCUGAAGAGCCGCUUCAGGACCCCGGGACCCGGGCAGUCAAGGACACAGGGUCUGUGUCUACAGCCACCCAGGAGUCGUCUGCCUCCCCCCCCUCCUCCGCCACCACCGGGCACCUGGACCUCCCAGCUCUCCCGCCUGUCCCACCGGGAUCUGUUCCGGCUCUCGGUCACGGAUCCGGAUCGGUUCUGGGGAUCCGCCGCCGCUGACAGACUGCGCUGGGUGAGACCGUUCGACCGUGUGCGGGACUGCGACCUCAGCAGCGGCAAGAUCAGCUGGUUCCAGGGGGGGAAGCUCAACGUGUCCGUGAACUGCCUGGACGUCCACGUUGAAAAACAUCCAGACCGAGUGGCUCUGAUCUGGGAGCGAGAUGAACCCGGCACUGAGGUGAAGGUCACCUACAGGGAGCUGCUGGAGAUCACCUGCCGCCUUGCCAACACCCUGAAGAGCCAUGGGAUCCAGAAGGGGGACAGGGUGGCCAUUUACAUGCCGGUCUCACCGCUGGCAGUGGCGGCUAUGUUGGCAUGCGCUCGUAUCGGUGCGGUGCACACUGUGGUGUUUGCUGGCUUCAGCUCGGAGGCUCUGGCAGGCCGGAUCCAGGACGCUCAGUGUAAAGCAGUGGUUACCUGUAAUCAAGGUGUGAGAGGCGGCCGACUCAUCGACCUUAAAUCCACAGUGGAUGCUGCAGUGAAGCGCUGUCCCACUGUCCAACAUGUGUUUGUCUCUCAGAGGACAGAACAACCUGCAGUGAUGGGAGAGCUGGACAUCCCCCUGGAGGAGGUGAUGUCCCAUCAGUCCUCAGUCUGUCCUGCGGAGCCUCUGGACAGUGAGGACUUCCUUUUUCUUCUCUACACAUCAGGCAGUACGGGGAAACCUAAAGGCAUCGUUCACACACAGGCUGGAUACCUGCUGUACACCUCUAUGACACACCAGUACGUGUUCGAUUACCGGGACGGUGACGUGUUCGGCUGUGUGGCGGACGUCGGCUGGAUAACGGGACACAGUUACGUAGUCUACGGGCCGCUGUGCAACGGCGCCACCACCGUCCUGUUUGAGAGCACACCGGUUUACCCAGACCCAGGCAGGUACUGGGAGACGGUUGAGCGUCUGAGGAUCUCUCAGUUUUACGGAGCGCCGACAGCUCUGCGUCUGCUGCUGAAGUACGACGAGAGCUGGGUGAAGAAGUACGACCGCUCGUCUCUGAGGACGCUGGGAUCAGUGGGAGAGCCCAUUAACCAGGAGGCCUGGCACUGGUUCCACAGCGUGGUUGGAGAUGGACGGUGUCCUUUAGUGGACACCUGGUGGCAGACAGAGACCGGAGGAAUCUGCAUCGCCCCUCGUCCUGCAGAAGAAGGAGCUCCUAUUGUUCCAGCGAUGGCCAUGAGGCCGUUCUUUGGCAUCCAGCCUGUUAUCAUGGGAGAGAAGGGCGAACCUCUGGCCGGUAACUCUGUGAGUGGAGCUCUGUGCAUCAGCCAGCCGUGGCCUGGAAUGGCCCGCAGCAUUCAUGGAGACCACCGGAGAUUUGUGGAGGCUUAUUUCAAACCGUAUCCUGGCCAUUAUUUCACCGGUGACGGAGCGUACCGGUCAGAGGACGGCUACUACCAGAUAACCGGUCGGAUGGACGAUGUCAUUAACGUCAGCGGUCAUCGUCUCGGCACGGCAGAGAUAGAGGACGCUCUGGAUGAACAUCCAGCUGUUCCAGAAACAGCUGUGAUCGGAAUCCCUCAUGACAUCAAAGGAGAAGUGCCCUUUGCCUUCGUGGUCCUGAAGGACGACGUCGGUGACGACCCCCCCGCCGUCCUGCGGCAGCUCCGGGACCUCGUGGCCACCAAGAUCGCCAGAUACGCCGUCCCCGAACACUUCCUGGUGCGUCACAGCCCAACCAGCACUCAGAACACCCCAGAGCCGGAUUAGCUAGACCAGGUUUCAGGUCCACGGACCAGGUUUAUUCAACAGCUGCUCUUUAAGAGGAAGAAGAACCGAGGAAAUAUCUGGUGAGUUUCAGCUCGACGCGUUUGAACCGACGGAAAAGCCUCGUUUAUUCUAAACUCCAGGCGUUUGGUGUGAAAACGUUUUAACCGGUGAGAAAGAAAAUAUUCCGAGGAGGCGAGACGAGACUCGAGGGAAGUACA
Molecule: messenger RNA, 2263 nt
Organism: Xiphias gladius (swordfish)
Lineage: Eukaryota; Metazoa; Chordata; Actinopteri; Istiophoriformes; Xiphiidae
Gene: acss1
Product: acyl-CoA synthetase short chain family member 1
Exons: 15
Coding region: 9-2045 (678 amino acids)
Cellular component (GO): mitochondrion
Molecular function (GO): acetyl-CoA synthetase activity; AMP binding
Source: RefSeq, a predicted model, not a curated record